AUGCGUCUCUUCAUGCCCGCAGACUCACCGCACAUCAACCUCUGCAAGACCAUAAUGUCCGCCGUCGCGAUGGGUUAUCCAAUGCCCAUUCUCCUAAACUGGAAGCGUGAAUACAAUCGACCUGCAUGGCACUUUGCAGGCAGCCACAUCGCCAAGCUCGAAAGUCUCCUUGCCGCUAUCGAAACACUUCUUGAAUCGAAAAGCGACGAUGUAGGCCAUGACGAUGUAGCGGUGCUGGUCGAUGCCUAUGAUAUGUGGUUUCAACUUCCGCCUUCUGUUUUGCUAGAACGAUAUCAUCGUCUUAACAGUGAAGCUGAUGCAAGGAUACGCAAACAGUGGAAAGAUCUCGGCAUUGACACUGACUUUCCUAUACCACCACCUCGCCAAGACAUAAUCGUCACUACAGCAAAAGAUUGUUUUCCAGACUCCUAUUCUGGGUCUGAUCCUCACUAUGAGCAUUGGCCUGAAUCGCCUAUGCCGAAAGACAUGUAUGGACAAGACACAGAUAAAGUCCCAUGGUCUUUCGAUCCAGCGCGCAAGUACAAAAAGGUCCGGCCACGAUGUGUGAACAGCGGUCUUAUCAUGGGAUCUAUGGGAGCAUUGAGAGAUGUUCUAAAAAGAUCCAAAGAAAAAAUUGAUGCAGUGGCCAUGAAAGGUCGUCAACUUUGGAGUGACCAGGCGCUUAUUGGAGAGGUUAUCGGGGACCAGGAGAUUUGGCGCGAGUGGAUGAGACAUGUUGGAGCCUCGUGGAAUAGAUCUACUGCGUUCGAUGACAGAAGUUCGCUCGAUCGUGCAGUUCGUGAUAUCGCAGACGCGGCCCUCCUUGGAAAACGAUUCGAGUUCGGUAUCGGUCUAGACUACAACUUCACCACGGCACCACCAACAUGUUCGUCCGAAGAAGACGGAUACUUUGUCAAUCUCUCCAACGAGACCAACAUCCGCGAAGAAUCUCAAAAAGCCGGUGUUCCAGGGGAUAUCCGCAUUCACGGUAUACCAUCCGAACUACGCAACAUAAAAGACAAACUCCUCUCUUCCACAAACUGGGGUACUAUCCCCCUCUACACAGACUUCUUCUUCGGCACAACUCCAAUAGCAAUCCAUCAUAACGCCUACAUAAACGGGCUUAAAGGCUUCAGACUCAAGAACUGGUGGCACAAGAUGUGGUACCAUCCUCACCUCCGCCAUCUCAUCACCCAGCGUCUCCAAUCAACCUCCUCACCCAUCACACUUGCAAACGUCGAUCUUGGAGGAAAUAAGAUCUCGUAUGAUUCGCCGCAAGAAGAUAAGCUGAGAAGCCCCCACGUAUUCUCUCCAAUCGAACCAAACUUCACGCCUAUAGACUGGGACGCUGUGUGUCAGAAGCCAGGUCACGCUGCGAAGUGGUACGAUGAGCUAUUUGGCGACGACAAAGGACCCUUGGCUGUAUAUUCGGUGAAUUGGUCAUAG
Messenger RNA from Fusarium musae, 1446 nucleotides. RefSeq lists its product as uncharacterized. The transcript has a single exon. Lineage: Eukaryota; Fungi; Ascomycota; Sordariomycetes; Hypocreales; Nectriaceae. Bases 1 to 1446 code for a protein of 481 amino acids. The record is from RefSeq and is a predicted model, not a curated record.